Vidua chalybeata is the source of this 2498-nucleotide messenger RNA. It is a transcript of the gene RELL2, whose product is annotated as RELT like 2. Bases 413 to 1813 code for a protein of 466 amino acids. Gene Ontology annotation, biological process: positive regulation of p38MAPK cascade; positive regulation of cell-substrate adhesion. NCBI's taxonomy places the organism in Eukaryota, Metazoa, Chordata, Aves, Passeriformes, Viduidae. The transcript is spliced from 8 exons. The record is from RefSeq and is a predicted model, not a curated record.
CCCAAAGCUCUGACGCUGCUCCCCCAUGACGACACUCCUGUCCCUGCCCCACCAGCUGCUGCCACCAGAUAACGCCCGGCUGAGGACACGGAGCCACGCGGGCAGCACGUCCCAGUGCCCGCCUGGGGGACGGGGUGAGAGAGCAGAGACACGUCCCUGCUCGAGGAGAGCAGAGACACAUCCCUGCUUCCAGCUGGGAUCACUCUGCUGCUGAGCUGUCCUUCUGGGAGCCGCGUGCUGCUCCGGGCAUCUCCACGGGUGUUGGAGCAGAGCAAGGGAAGUGUCGGAGAAGGAUAUUUUUAGAUGCUCUUUGUGCUCAGAGAGCAAAAGCAGGCUGUGGUUUAACGGCCAUUAGCUAAUUUGGAAAGCUGGAGCAGGGCUGAGGAUUCAGGGACACGUUUGACACGAUGGGAUGGAGCAGUUUUGCGGACGUGAGGAGGAUUUUUGGGCUGAGCAUCGAAGCGAAGAUCCCAAGAGGAGCCUGGACCUGGGCACUCCAGCCCGUUUAGCUGCCACGUGGACAGGCAGCGGGGCCAGGGCGGCUGAUCUCCCAAAAGGACAUGGUCACCUUGUUUGUGGGGUGACAUUUGCUCCAAUGGCUGCAGAAGAGGUGUGGGAAAAGAGCGGACAAGAGAUCCGCAUGUCAGACCAUCACCACCCCAGCGAUGGGGAGUCAGACCCCCAGCACGGCAUUACUGUGGUCUUCCUCCUUGUCCUUGUCUUCUUCAUCAUGGGGCUGGUGGGGUUCCUGAUCUGCCAUGUCCUGAAGAAGAAGGGUUACCGGUGCCGGACCUUCCGGGACGAGCUUGACCCAGAUGACAAAGACGGGGUGGAGGAGCUCCAGGAUGAUGAGGCCGAGAAGAACGAUGACACCGUGGAGAAGAUCGUGAAGAUCAUCAUCCAAAACGAAGCAAAUGUGGAGGCUCUCAAGGAGAUGUUGGGGGAAAAUGAAGAGAUGCCAGUGCCAGUGCCCAGCCUCUGUCCCCACAGCAGCAGCCAGGAUGGGGGCCCACCACAUCACCACACGGUGCACCUGGGCUCCACGCAGGCGCCCUGCAUCCACUGCAGCAGGAGGAGGAGGCACCCGCUGCAGCGCCAGGGGCGGUCCAAGGAGGGCAAAAGCAGGAUGUAUCCCGGAGAGACCACCGUCUUCUCAGUGGGCAGGUUCCGUGUCACACACAUCGGGAAGAAGCCGCCCGUGCAGGAGCAGCAGGACGGUGCCCUGCCCGCCGGCAGCCGGCAGCCGAGCACGGAGGAGCUGGAGCGCAGCAGCGAGAUGCUCCAGCGGGAACGGGCUCUCAACGGGACUGUCCCCACGGGUGGCCUGCAGAACGGAGCCAUCCAGACGGGCACCCAGAGUGGCAGAAGCGCGGAGCAAAGCGUGUCCGCCAGCCCAGCCGCGAACACACCAGCCAGCUCCGGCACCCGUGACAGCCGGCGGGCGGGCGCGGGGCCCGGCACGGCGGGGUCCGGCCCGGUGGGGCCGGGCACGGCGGGGGCCGGCCCGGUGGGGUCCCUGCAGGAUGCUGGCUCUGCUCCCGGGAGCUCGAGCCGCCAGCGAAGGCUCAUGAGCAUGCCGGCGCUGGGAGCGUCGAGUCCCAGCAUCCCAGGAGAGCUGGCGAGGGAAGGAGCCGGCAUCUGCCUGGAGGAGAUCGGACUGGCGUCGGCAGAUGAAGUGUCGGAUAUUCACGGGAGCCUGAGUCUGCAGGAACAGGCCGAUGAGUUGGGGAGAGACGACAGCAGCAGGAAAGAGGCCGGAGGGGAGGACAGGAAGCAGCAGGAGCCCAGCGCCGCGGAGCAGGACCGUGUGUGACCUCCUCUCCGCUCCCGGCUGGAGCGUGCACGGGAGGCGCGCAGCCCCUGGACCCCUCGGGGCUGGGGGCUCUGCCGUGGGGCAGCCGCGGGGCAGCCGUGCCCGGCCCCGGGUGGGCAGCUACGCGCUUGGCAUGGCCGGAGCGACGCGCCGGCGUCACCGACAACCGCGCUCGGCGCCAGCCUUCAUCCCAUUGGCAAUAGGUACCCGAGUCCCACCCACCGCACCCCCCCCCGGAGACCCCCCCGAGGGACCCUCGGGCCCGGCAGGGGCAGGACCGCACCCAGAGCCCGCCGCCCCCGCGGCCCCCCAGCUCCGGGGGAAGGAUCAGAGGGGACCGCGGCGAGGGGCAGGGAUGGAGGCAGCGGCUUGAGCCCCCCCCCCGGGGCGGUGGGGAGCACCCCCCACCCACCCGGCACGUUCAGCACAGAGCACAGCCCCCCCCGGGCACCCCUGCCACGCAGAGCGGGCACAGGCACAAAUCCUGCACCGGCAGGUCCCUGGGAGAUGCUGGCGGAGAGAGGAGCUCCCAGCCCCAUCCCGGCACGGGAGGGGCCGGAGCCGGGCCCCGGGGGCAGGAUGGCCCCGGGCCAGGCCAGCGGGCAGCCCCAGGGCCCGCGCGAGCUUCGGUGUGUAACGCCCUGUACAUAGACGAGCUACAACCAUUAAAGCUGCUGAACCCCUC